Messenger RNA from Suillus discolor, 168 nucleotides. RefSeq lists its product as uncharacterized. The annotation marks the transcript as partial. The transcript has a single exon. NCBI's taxonomy places the organism in Eukaryota, Fungi, Basidiomycota, Agaricomycetes, Boletales, Suillaceae. The record is from RefSeq and is a predicted model, not a curated record.
AUUGAAUUGUUCAACUCAGGUGCUUCACACCAUAUGUCAUUGUAUAAGGGUCUAUUCCAGGACUUUGUCAGCAUCAUGCCAAAACCAAUCACAAUGGCCGAUAAACACACCUUCCAAGCCACUGGGAAAGGAAACAUAGAGAUAUUCCUACCAAACAGCCAAUCAAAA